Thunnus maccoyii (southern bluefin tuna) is the source of this 1322-nucleotide messenger RNA. RefSeq lists its product as uncharacterized. NCBI's taxonomy places the organism in Eukaryota, Metazoa, Chordata, Actinopteri, Scombriformes, Scombridae. The transcript is spliced from 4 exons. The coding region runs from base 440 to 928 and encodes 162 amino acids. The record is from RefSeq and is a predicted model, not a curated record.
UCUCUCUACCUCUCUCACAGGGCAGCUGGGGUGGGCUAAAUGGGAACACAUAUACAGUAGAAAAGGGUGGCACUGGGGUGUCCUACAGUUGUUCAGUGACACACACACACACACACACACACACACGCACACAAGGAUCCGGAGGUUCCCUUUUGUUUUCAUACAUCACGGAUUUUACUGGAAUCAUUUAUUCAUUCUUGGGAUUUACUUUGAGUUCGGUUGGAUUACCUUUGUCACUGGAUGGUUCCUGGAUAACUUGUGUGGACAUUUAAUAUGACUUUUUGCUGCUCCCGUGGGUGCAGACACAUGUUUUGGCAACUGGUCGUCUGUGUGUGAGUAGACCGGGUGAACAAGAAGAGUGACUGACAAGAACAAACAAGCAGACGCACAGAUACGAAUCAACACAGCUCUUGUUAAUGGUGAUAGAGGAUAAGGCGAGAUGUCGAGGCCUCCUUCCCAGGCCAGCCCUCGAUCCUACAGGGUCAGUGAAAGAGAUCUCACUGAGAUAGAGCUCCAUUCUGUAGACUCCAUCAAUGACCUCCACCGGACACACCCUGAACACAGCCACAAAGGCAUGAGGCCUCCUCGCCCGGCUUACACACCCUCCCCAAAUGGAAACCUUUACACAUGUGACAUGACAGCUGUCAAUCAAAGAGGGCAUCCAGUCAGCGGCAAAUGGCAGAGCCGUCUGCAGGAUAUGUUGACACCGAGUUCAUCACGUGCCUACGCCAUGGGCUGCGCUAUCAUCACUUUGCUUCUGCUAACAGUCUUACUCAUCUUCUACUUUUUAGUCCAGCAGGGCGGUGCACUGCGGAUGCUGACCGACGCAGUAAGAGAGAAAGAGGCCGCAGCCACAGAGCUGUCACUGCUGAUCCAAGAACUGCAGACACUGAGACACAACCUGACAGCCAUGAGAGGAGCGACAUGAGGAAGGAGGCACAGAAAACUAAAUAUGCACGCAGAUACACUUUAAAUACUGGACAUGAGAAGGUUUAAAGUGCAGAAAAGUGUGUUUUAUGGUGGAUUUUUCCUUUAAGAUGAAAAUUGUUUGUGUAUGUGAAUGUCAAUUGAACCAUGUAACAAAAGAGAUGGGAGGUUUCUGAAAAUGUUUUCCCUCUCCUCCGCCCUGGUAACAAGGAGAAAGACUUUUGAAUGAGCUCACAUAUUGUUGUUGUUUUGUGUUGGUGCUGUUAUUAAAAGCGGUGUGACUGGUCGAAUUAAAUGAAUUAUUAUACUAUUGUAUUCUCAAAGCAUUACACUGCAUAAUACACAUUUAAUGUUUUUAGCAAAAAACAUUAUUAUUGCACAAAAUAUUAACUUAA